Messenger RNA from Striga hermonthica, 1968 nucleotides. The record is from the annotation of a GenBank genome assembly. Lineage: Eukaryota; Viridiplantae; Streptophyta; Magnoliopsida; Lamiales; Orobanchaceae.
AUGGUCUCCUUGUCUUCUACACAGUUUUCUUUGGUGCCCAGAGUAUGCAGGUGGGACUUAAAUGUUAGUUCCUUCCCAUGUAUGCACUUAGUGAAAAUUCAGGAGUAUAGAGUAAAUAAAAAGGGACUGUUAUCUGUCUCAAGAAACAAAGUUGUUGGUUCAAUACCUCAGGAGAUAUCAGAUGGAGAAGCUGGAGUUGUAGGGGAAAAGACUCGUAAAACGAGAAAACGGGCUUCUGCAAGAACCAGGAAAAAAGUAGUGGAGAGUACGGAUGAGAAUCCUUUAGACAAUGUCAAUGUUAUACGCGAGGAAAGUGUAAUUGCUUCAGCUUCAACAGAGAUUUCAAGGAAGUCGAGCGCUAGAACUCAGAAAAAAGCCUCUCCAACCUCCGACACCUCCGAAGAAGAAACGACUAAGACUGUAACAAGGCGGAGAGGGCCUAAGAAGGAAAAACCCAAAACCAUCGAGGCUGAACUCUCCAAUCUCGACGAAAACCCGUUUUCUCCACCGUCUAACGAAGAGAACGAAUGGGACCUAGAAUUCAACAUCGACGAUGCAGAGGACAUAAGCUUCACGUACGGGUGGCCACCCUUGGUCUGCUGUUUUGGGGCGGUCCAGAACGCGUUCGUGCCUGCGGGCCGGCGGGCCAACAGGCUCAUCGACCAUGAGAUUCACGACUGGAAAAGGGACGUCCUGUGGGUGCCUGAGAAGUUCGUCCGAGCCUCGGGUGGGUGCUCAAGCAAUGUGGCUGUGGCCCUCGCCAGCCUGGGAGGUAAGGUUGCAUUCAUGGGCAAGCUCGGGGACGAUGCCUAUGGCAAGUCCUUGCUUUAUUUCUUGAAUGAGAAUAAUGUGCAGACGAGGUCGGUGCGUAUUGACAAGGAUCGGGCAACGGCAGUUUCCCGUAUGAGAAUCAGGGAGAGAGGUGGUCUGAGGGUGGCAGGUGUGAGGCUGUGCGCGGAGGAUUGUUUGGCUCAGUCGGAGAUUAAUAUUGAUGUGUUGAGAGAGGCAAAAAUGUUCUACUUCAACUCAUUCAGCCUCCUUGACCGAAACAUGAGAUCGACCACGUUACAAGCCAUCAGGAUUGCGAAAAAGCUUGGUAGUGUUGUCUUUUACGAUCUCAACAUCCCGUUGCCACUCUGGCAAUCGUUUGAAGAAACGAAGGCAUUCAUACGGACUGCAUGGGAUUUGUCUGACAUUAUCGAAGUCACCAAACAAGAGUUUGAGUUUCUUUGUGGGAUAACACCGUCCGAAAAUUUUGACACGAAAGAUAGUGAUAAGUCCAAAUUCGCUCAUUAUGCACCCGACAUUGUGAAACAGCUAUGGCACAAAGAUCUCAAGGUUUUGUUUGUGACGAAUGGAACUUCUAAGAUACAUUAUUACACUGAGGAAAAUGAUGGUUUUGUGCAUGGAAUGGAGGAUGCGCCUAUCACACCUUAUACAUCCGACAUGUCAGCAUCUGGAGAUGGUAUUGUUGCAGGUCUUCUGAGAAUGCUGACUGUGCAGCCGCAUCUCAUUUCCGACAAGGAAUACUUGGAAAGAUCUAUUGAGUAUGCGAUUAGUUGUGGAGUAAUAGAUCAAUGGCUGCAGGCCCGAAGACUCGGAUACCCAGCGAAAGAAGGUUCCAGCUUGGUGGAUAAGCUUCAGGUGGAGUUCGAUUUGACUGGGGCUUCAUGUGCUGAUGGAUUGGUUGAGGAUUUGGGAAGCCGACUUCGUAAAAUUGCGCUUUCAGAGGCAGAAAAUCGGAUUUCAGAUUUGAAAGAAGACAAUAUCAAGAUUAGUAAGGUCGAGUGCGAUAGAACUCUGUUUGGAAAAGUUGUAGGUGACAGGAGAGCCUGUUCAAUUGGAAUAAGGAGGGCCAUGGGAAGCAUAUAUGGCAGCUUCAGAGCCAAUUUGAACAGGAGAAGUCGAGGGCGAAUUUGGCGGAGAGCUCCCCGGAGACACGCCACGACCCACAGAGGCAACCUCUGA